This is a messenger RNA of Sinocyclocheilus rhinocerous, 2929 nucleotides long. RefSeq names its product zinc finger protein 883-like. The record is from RefSeq and is a predicted model, not a curated record. The coding region runs from base 692 to 2062 and encodes 456 amino acids. Gene Ontology annotation, biological process: regulation of transcription by RNA polymerase II. Gene Ontology annotation, molecular function: DNA-binding transcription factor activity, RNA polymerase II-specific; RNA polymerase II cis-regulatory region sequence-specific DNA binding. NCBI's taxonomy places the organism in Eukaryota, Metazoa, Chordata, Actinopteri, Cypriniformes, Cyprinidae. The transcript has 2 exons.
UUAUGGCGGGCCGAUUGAAUCCUGGCCAUUAUAAUACGUGUAAGUUACAGUCAGGCAUCACGAGGUCAGAGUGAUUAACAGCACAGUUCUAUGUGCAUUUCAGUAUUAAGACCUCAAAACGUUCUUGACGUGGAUAUCUUGAACACAAGAGAGCUGGAAUGUUUUAAAAGACUAAAUACAGUUGGACACACUCGGUUGCAGCCCAGUUUAAUCCUUUCCCAGAAUGCACCGUGUCAAUGCACAGUUGUGUUACCUGUUUACCGUUGGAACGCGUUUGUUUGGUCGUUUUUUCCGUUAUUGCUGAGGUUUCAAGUAGAUUGUUAUGUAUUUCUUUUGCCACGAAUGAUCAGAGAAGGCGAGUUUAUAAAUAAAUAAGCCUAAGGUAACGUUAAACACGCGAAAAUUGGAGAUCGGCGAGACUUGAGGAAAUGAGGAAAUACCCUGGCGCGAACGUCCGCUUUCAUUUUACAGUUCGACAUGUUAUCGCUUUCCGACCGAUUUGACAGCUUACGCAGGGACUGCAGAGCUAUUCUUCAGGACGGUGUCUAAAUAUCAAGAGUGAUUCUUCUGAACGGUCUCUGAAUGUUGGGAGUGGAUCUUCAGAAGGAUUAGCUGAGGUGUAAAUUAAGCCUGGACUAGUCACAGCUCCCCAAGCGAGAAAACAACAGAAGGGCCGUGAAGAUCAGCCCUAAUGGAGGAGACAGAAACAGUGCUGACCUGCUCCGAGCAGGACGCUUUAGGAGCAGACUUCAUCACGGUAGAGCUUGACACCCAGCCCAUCGAAUAUGUGGUCAAGUGGGCCGAGGUGGGCUCAAAAUUCACUAUAACCUGCGUGAAAAAGGAUUUGGACGAGGAUGCUUGCUUCACCGCCAAUCAGAUGGUGAAAGUCGAACCGGAUGAGACGUUCUAUGUCCCUUACGACACAGUUUACACAGAAUGUGACGAAGCAGCUCCAGAUUUGAUUGCGACGCAUGAGGAGGAGGUGGGCAGUGAGUCAGACUUCAUCUACAACACAGAAGCAGGGAAUAGCCAGUUGUGCGAUGAGGAGUACCUUUCUGAUAUUUGCUGGGAAAGGGAGGUGUCUCAUGCUAGAACAUAUAACUGCCGCUUUUGUGGCAAGAGCUACAGCCAUUCCUCCAGUCUUGCUCGCCAUCUGCACGUACACUCGGAUAGAUCGUCCCUCACUUCCUCUAAAGAUUUCGGCAAGUUGUGCGGCAACAAAAAGUCUCUCCAGUGCAAUCUAUGCGGGGUAAGGUGCAACGGCAAGCGGCUUUUGGCGAUACAUAAGAAAUGCCACAAAACCAAGAGACUGCACACGUGCAACACCUGCGGCAAAACGUUCAAUCACAGCUCUAGUCUGUCGCGGCAUCGGUUAAUCCACAAAAAAGGCUUGGAUGAAAACGUCAGACCGCUGUACCCAACUCCAACCCUGGCUCCCAUCAUGACCCAGCACAAUUUCCCAUCCAGCUACGGCACGAGUAAAAGAACGGCGAGCCUCUCCUCAGGCGAGCGAGAAAAGCAGUACCAGUGCACGCAAUGCGACAGGGUCUUCAGCCACUCCGCGGGACUCUCCAAGCACCAGGUGGCUCACGUGCGACAGCUGCUCAACUCUUACACGCACGGCAAAGCCUCGCUCGACAAGUCCUCGGACCUCAAGAUCCGCCUGAAGCUCUGCUCCCGCGACAAGCCCAACUACUACACCCUGUGCAAGAAGCACGGUAAAGGGGGCAAGAAGAGGCUGUGCCUGCCGAACGAUGAGCGCAUGUGUGAGAAACGCUUCAGCCACACCGCCAGACUCUCCAGCGACAAGUGCUACACCUGCAACGUCUGCAAGAAGACCUUCAUUCGGCUCUCCAACCUCAAGCAGCACCAGCAAACGCACGCUUCGGGAAAACUCUACGAAUGCCCACAGUGCGGGAAAACUUUUGUUCACUCCUCCAGUUUCUCACGCCAUAAGAAGGUCCACACGAUGAUAAAAUUGUCCCCGAAACGGGAAGACAUUAAGUGCGAAGAGGAACUGGUCAUCGAUGAGGUGGCCCCGCUGGAAUAUGAGUCCGAGUGAGAAAGACCGAAGCUCUGGAACUGUCAAGGCCUAGCUGAUGGGGGAAAAUUAUGUUUUGUUUAGUUUGUUUUACGAAAUCGUAAUUUGGGUGUGGCGUCCCUGGCUGUGUGGGUUCUAUCUAAUGUUCUUGUAAUUAUUAUAGCCCUUUUUGGCCACCUUUAGGGGAUGUGGUAUCCACCUUUGUUGAUAUAAAAAAAAAAUUUUUUUUUUUUUUGGUUGACAUUCCCUUUUGUUUUGUUCGUUCAGUUUAUUGGCAAAGUAAUUAUUUACAAGCCAAAUCGUGUAAUUUAUGUUCCUUCGUUUUUAGGUAUCCACAAGAAAAACAAAAGAGAAAUGUAGGUGUUAUUUAUUUUUCCUUUUCUUGCACUGAAUCUGUGAACCCAAAAUAAAGUACUUAUUAAGGUGUGGGUUGUAGUAGAGGGAGGUGAGGGGCAAAGGUCAGAUUGAAUUCAAGUUUGUUAGUAGGAACCAGAGUUUUGUAUGCAAGAAGUACAUUUAUGUGCAAUUUACUUGAAUAUCGUUCCAUUAAGUGUGCGGUUUGAAUCAAUUAUUUCUCCUGUAAUUAUAUUUAGUGACCUAAUUUCCUAGACCAAGAAAUUCAAGGCUUUUCUCACCUGAAGUCUGGAGACACAAAAACAUGUUGCUGUAUGGUUUUAUGGGAUAUUAAAAAAUAAAAAUAUAUCCAGGUAUAAACUGCUGGACGAGUGCAAAUGGAUAAGCUGUACUCUGGACUAACAAGUGUUUUGGGGUGUUUCAAUUGUUCUGGAUUGAACUAGUUUCCUCAACAUGUUGUCUUUGGUACUUAUUUCCUCUUUGAUGUUCUUUUGUCAAAAUAUGAAAUCCAUUGUGUCCAUGGAGGGUAUUUAU